AUGGCGUUCAAAUUCUCGCUCGGGGCCGCAAAGGCCAACAAGGCGCAACUGAAUUCCAAGGCAAAGGAAGACGAGGAGGCAAAGGCGCGCGAAGAGAAGCAUGCCCUCGACAAGGUCAUGGCGGAUUUGGAGGCCGAGCACGGCGCAGAGAAGAGCGUACUGGGCGAGCUGGAGCGCGACCACGACGCCGAGCAUGUCUUUGUUCCCACGGGAAGCAAGCGGCAUUUCACAGGGAGACAGAGAACCAUGAAGAGCGGCCCCGGCACACUCGACGCUGAGCCUCUGGAUGGCUACCCAAGGCCUGGCGGAGUUCCAGGACGGCCCCCGCCACAGGUGCCAUCGCGAUUUGGAGGGCCAGCGCCCGCAGGACCUGCUGCGCUCGCUGGUCCCAAGUCGACUGAGAAUGUGUUUACGACGGUCGUAGCGAAAGCAUCCAACCUGCCGCCUGCAAUCGAUCCGCGCCGAGUGGAGGAACUGUUCGCCGAUUUUCCCUCGUUGAAGAUUACACGGGUCGAGAAGAUACCGCCGCAGGGCCCCUCGCCCAAGGGCCGGCCGUCGGCGACAAUGAAGGUUAUGUUCGACAAGGAUGCAAGCGCGCGGGACCUCGAUGAUGCCAUGAACAAGCUCAACGACAAAAAGUACCUGGGCAAGGGCUACUAUCUACACUUGGACAGGUAUCUUGGCGGUCGCUCGGUCGACACGGCGCAGCGCACAGAGCCGUUUGGCGCACGAUGGCAGGCACCGGAAAUACCCAAGGGCUUUGCACCGCCCCCGGACUUGGGCGGCGGUGGCAGAGACAGGCCUCGCGAAGACACGGAGCAGCUCAUUGUCACGGCAAACCAGCCGCCAGACAUUGCAACGCUCAGGCUGGUGCACCAGACGAUAGAAGGCGUCAUACUGGGCGGUGUGGAGUUUGAGGCGGCGCUGAUGAAUGACCCGCAAGUACAGGACGAGGAGCGCUUUGCCUGGCUCUACGAUCAAAAGCACCCUGUCAACCGCUACUAUCGCUGGCGCUUGCACCAGAUUGUAUGCGACAGUCCGAAUCCGGAGAUUUUUGAGCGCCACGGCGACUGGCGUGGCCCUGUUGAUCCGCUCGCCGACGAGUUUGCGGACCACUUGGGGGCUUUUGAUUCCGACGACGACAUGAUGGACAGCGACGACGAGGACGAAAAGGAGAAGCCGCAGUACAAGCCGCUGCCUGUCGGCGACAAUUACCCGGGACGAGUUGACAAUGGCCACGGCAUCAUGAGUCCGCGGUCAAGAGCCAUGCUGCUCUGGCUGCUCACAUCACUUCCGCCUGGCAGCAUCGUCGCCGAUGACAUUGCGGCAAUUUCGAAUUUUGCAGUCGAGCACGCUGGGCAGGGCAUGGACGAGGUGGUGCACAUCCUCGUGUCCAACAUGAUCCGGCCUUUUCAGCUAACAGACACGAAUCCGAGAUACAAGCCAGCGGAUGCAGACUCCAAAGACGACCUCAGGCGGCCGGACACGCGGCAAGUGACGCUCAAUGCUUUGCGCAUCAUUUCAGACGUUCUCCUCGUCACUGCCAAGGAGUCUGGGGUGUCGUACAAAUACCGCCUCGCCAUUGCUACCGAGCUAGUGGAGCGCAAGGUCUUGCAGCACCUCGAGCAGCUCCCUGCGCAGCUCGAGAUGGGCCGCAUGACGGAGCGAAGCUACCGGGACGAGGUCAAUGUCAUUCUCAAGGUGUGGCAGGACGAGCACUUGUUUGACGAGCCCACUCUCAACCACCUCGACGAGGCUUUUAAUGCGCGCGAGCGGCAAAAGGAGGAGGAGGAGCAGGCCCGGCGGCUGGCCGAGAGGAGGAGGCGCAAGGGCAACGUGGUCCGCAAAGCAGUCAGUAGUGGGGGCGACGACGAGGACGAGGAGAUGCAGGUGGAUGGCGAGGCGCGGGGUCACGUGGAGGGCGCAGCGGACCAGACGGCGGGCGUGGGAGCAGAGGGCGCUGUGGCUGAGGAGAGGGAGGGCGCAGAAGAAGCAGCAGCAUGCAAGCGGCAGAGUGAAGGCGAGGUGGUUCCGGGGGAGACGGCCGUGGCCAGGGCGCGGCGGCUGCGGCCGCGGGCAGAGGACAUGUUUGCGCUGGACGAGGACGAGUAG
This is a messenger RNA of Exserohilum turcica Et28A, 2112 nucleotides long. RefSeq lists its product as uncharacterized. The transcript has a single exon. Gene Ontology annotation, cellular component: nucleus. Gene Ontology annotation, biological process: RNA processing. Bases 1 to 2112 code for a protein of 703 amino acids. NCBI's taxonomy places the organism in Eukaryota, Fungi, Ascomycota, Dothideomycetes, Pleosporales, Pleosporaceae. The record is from RefSeq and is a predicted model, not a curated record. Gene Ontology annotation, molecular function: RNA binding.